GCCACUGCCACUGCUGACUCCCCAAGACGACAAGAACGAGAAGCGACAACAAAGCGGGAACAAAGAAAGUCGCAGUAGCUCCAAAGCCAACUUUUAGUCACGGAACAACCUUGAGUGACUCACUGCCAAUAUCACUGCCAAUUGGAGACUGAGCACUGCCAACGUCGUCAUCCUUCGAGUUACAAAUAAGCAUAAAAUAAAUCGUCACAAAGAUGCAGCCACCGAAUAAAGAAAUUGGAAUGCUGGAGAAGCAUCGAAAUCACAUCAGUAAGAACCUGGAUAAGCUGGUGAGAGCGACAAACUACUCCAAGAUCGCGAAUGAGUGCGUUCGGGUGGGAAUUAUCUCAUCCCAGAUGCGAGGCUUCAUUGAGGAUGUUAAGGAACGUUUCAACAUGCCACCGGAGGAGGUUCUCUACACCCAGCACUGCAAUCUCUUCGAGAAGAUCACUCACCGGGGUCCCCAGGCCUACAACCAGCUCAUACAGGCUCUGCGCAACGUCAACUAUGUACAAGCUGCAGAAUUGCUCGAAUCAGUGGACGAAACCGGCACCCCCUUUAUUUCGAUUAAGAAGCAAUCAUCGACUCGCAACCAAAAGUCGACGGACAUUGUGGAUACGCCGUCAUCAUCGCAAGGGGACGUGGACGGGCCAGUCGUUAGCAAAAUUUAUGGAAAUCCCAGUGCACCACUGACGCCGCACACUGACCCAGUGAACCUGGAUUCACUCGAGGUUAUAAAGUCGGACAGGAUUCACACGGACGAAGUGGUGGGCACCUACAAGAUGCAAUCCCGGUACAACCGAGGCGUACUACUCAUGGUGAACAUCAUCGACUUUCAGGAUCCCAAGAGAAGGCGCAAUGGAGCUGACCUGGAUAGCGACUCGCUGAUCUACCUGUUCCGCGAAAUGGGAUUCACCAUAUUCGCGUUCGGGAAUGUGGAUCAGAAGGAGUUCUUCGACAUACUGAACAAGGUCACAUCCUCCUCAUACGCCCGGGAUACAGAGUGCUUUGUAAUGGUUCUAAUGACACAUGGCAAUCGAGUGGAUGAGGUGGACAAAGUCGAGUUUCACGACGGAUCUGUAGUGGAUACGCAAAAGAUCAAAAACCACUUCCAGGCGCACAUCAGCCCAAAUCUGGUGAACAAGCCCAAGGUGCUAAUCUUUCCGUUCUGUCGCGGAAAUCAGCCAGAUUUGGGGCAGCCUAAGAACCAGUACGACUCAAUAGCACACCAAGAAAUAAUGAUGCCUAAGGAGCAGUCCAUGGAGGAGACAGAGGGGAUGUCGUCCAUUUACGAAAAUGUCGCAACUUUCAAGGAUACCUUAGUGUGCCACGCGAGUACGGGUGGAUACGUGACUCUUAGGGAUUCUAAAUCGGGAAGUUGGUAUAUCCAGACGUUUUGCCGCACGAUGGCCAAACACGCUCACAACCUGAACCUUGAGGAAAUUCUGAAAAUCACAAGUGCCUCCGUGGGCAACAUGCGCGCCCGGAAUGGCUCUAUGCAGACGGGUUCCUUUGACAAUAUCGGAUUCAACCAUAAGCUCUUUUUUAAUCCAGGUUUCUAUUUGGAGGAGUAGCCGCAGCCACUGCCCAUAAUGAAAGCAUUCCCGACUGAAUCUUUGCAUUUAUUACAGCAUUUAUGUAUGUUUCGUCGUAUUUAUAUCUGUUCUUUAGAUUAUGUGUUUUGUGCUCGCGUGCUA
Molecule: messenger RNA, 1694 nt
Organism: Drosophila bipectinata
Lineage: Eukaryota; Metazoa; Arthropoda; Insecta; Diptera; Drosophilidae
Gene: Dronc
Product: Death regulator Nedd2-like caspase
Biological process (GO): proteolysis
Molecular function (GO): cysteine-type endopeptidase activity
Source: RefSeq, a predicted model, not a curated record